UUCUUCAUCUUCCAGAAAUCUAUUAACUGUCGUCUGCUUAACAAAUUUAAAGACGAAUUUGGCUAUUAUUUUAUUUAUUUUCUCAAAAGACUACUAAAAAAGUUCAUGAAUCCUCUGCCGCGACACGAUCGAGUAGGGCGCAACCGUGAAAUCGAUCCAUCGAGCUCACUCAGCCGCCACUGUCAGUGUUUUCAGCGCGCGUGUUUUGUUCCUUCUGUGCUAUGCCCCAAUCCCUAAUCUAUCUAUCUAUCUAUCCAUCUUUUCUUCAUUCCCCUUCUUCUCUUCUGAAUUCGAAUUUCGAAAAUGUUGGGUGGUCUAUACGGAGACCUUCCUCCACCUUCUUCCGCCGAGGAAGACAACAAGCCCACCCCCAACGUCUGGUCCUCCAGCACCAAGAUGGCUCCCGCCACGCUCCGCAAGCCCGCCUCCCUCUUCGCGCCCCCCCAAACCCUCCUACGGGCCCACCCCAAGCCCAAGCCCACCGCCAAGCCCGUCCUCUCCUCCACCACCCCCGCCCUUCCCCCGGAAGACUCCCCCCUCCAGCCCGCCCUCGUUGGCGUCCAGUCCACCGUCCUCGAGGAGUACGACCCGGCCCGGCCCAACGACUACGAGGAAUACCGCCGCGACCUCAAGCGCAAAGCCCGCGAGGCCGAGAUGCUGCGCGAGCUCGAGCGCCGCCGCCAGGAGGAGGAAGAGGAAGAGAAGGAAAGGGAAAAGGAAAGAGAAAAAGAGAGAGAAAGAGACUACAACAACAACAACGAUUCUUCGUCGUCGAGGCUGAAUGUUUCCGGCGAAGAGGCGUGGAGGAGGCGCGCGGCGAUGAGCGGGGCGGCGGCGGGGGCGCCGCCGAGAUCGCCGUCGCCGCCGCUGCCGGGGAAUUCGGACGGGUUUAGCAUCGGGAAGUCGGAGACCGGGGGAUUGGGCGUCGGGGCGGGCGGGCAGAUGACAGCGGCACAGCGAAUGAUGGCGAAGAUGGGGUGGAAGGAGGGGCAGGGGCUGGGGAAGCAGGAACAGGGGAUCACCACGCCUUUGAUGGCGAAGAAAACAGAUAGACGAGCCGGGGUUAUUGUGAAUGCCAGUGACAAUAAUAGCAGCAGCAAGAAAGUGAAGAGUGUUAACUUCAAUGGUGUGCCUACCAGGGUGCUGCUGCUCAGGAACAUGGUGGGUCCUGGUGAGGUAGACGACGAGCUUGAAGAUGAGGUAGGAUCAGAAUGUGCCAAAUAUGGAAUUGUAACCCGCGUUCUGAUAUUUGAGAUAACAGAGCCAAAUUUCCCCGUUCAUGAAGCAGUAAGAAUCUUUGUGCAGUUUGAGAGAUCCGAAGAAACAACUAAAGCACUUGUUGACCUUGAUGGUCGGUACUUUGGGGGUAGAGUGGUGCGUGCCACAUUUUAUGAUGAGGAGAAAUUUAGCAAGAAUGAGUUAGCUCCAAUGCCAGGAGAAAUUCCUGGCUUCACCUGAAAGAACAGAGCGUCUGUUAUUUUUGUCUAUUGUUUUUGUAAGUUGUCCUUAGUGAAUGCCCUGAAGACUUGAGGUUGAAGUUUAAUACUUCAUUACAUGAUAGUUGAGCGUUGUCAUAAGCUUAAUCUUGGUCCAUGUGUUUUGUAAUAGUGACGAAGGGUGUUGUUGCUCAGGGAAUUAUUAUGAUCACCAGAACAUUGAACGCUCCUUACUAGUUACUAGCUAAUGUUGUCCCUGUACAUUGGAAGUUCCUUGAUAUUAUGAUCAGUUGGAGAUUAAGGUAGCAUUGAAUGAGCAUGUA
Messenger RNA from Glycine soja, 1759 nucleotides. Its product is annotated as DNA-damage-repair/toleration protein DRT111, chloroplastic-like. Gene Ontology annotation, molecular function: RNA binding. The transcript has 2 exons. The coding region runs from base 304 to 1458 and encodes 384 amino acids. NCBI's taxonomy places the organism in Eukaryota, Viridiplantae, Streptophyta, Magnoliopsida, Fabales, Fabaceae. The record is from RefSeq and is a predicted model, not a curated record. Gene Ontology annotation, cellular component: precatalytic spliceosome. Gene Ontology annotation, biological process: mRNA cis splicing, via spliceosome.